UUCCUUUCCCAGGAGCUUGUAGAGUGGGUGAAUGCCUGGUUCGGAUGGACCGGUGAAAUUAGUCAAAUUCACCUAAACCAACCUUCUCUUCAAUCCGCGAGCAAGGUCAUAAAAUGCCGGCAUAUUUCCAACGACCGGAGAAUGCUCUCAAACGAGCAAAUGAGUUCUUGGAGGUUGGCAAAAAGCAGCCAGCUUUGGAUGUCUUGUACGAUGUCAUCAAGAGCAAAAAGCAUCGAACAUGGCAGAAGAUCCACGAGCCCAUCAUGGUCAAGUACCUGGAGCUCUGUGUUGACCUGCGCAAGAGCCACCUGGCAAAGGAGGGUCUCUACCAGUACAAGAACAUCUGCCAGCAGGUGAACAUCAAAUCCCUCGAGGAUGUGGUUCGAGCCUACCUGAAGUUGGCCGAGGAGAAGACCGAGACCGCCAAGGGGGAGUCACAGCAGAUGGUCCUGGACAUUGAGGAUCUUGACAACAUCCAGACUCCUGAGAGUGUACUUCUGAGUGCUGUGAGUGGUGAAGACACCCAGGAUCGUACAGACCGUCUGCUGCUCACUCCUUGGGUGAAAUUUCUGUGGGAAUCCUACCGCCAAUGCCUGGACCUGCUGCGUAACAACUCCAAGGUGGAGCGCCUAUACCAUGACAUUGCCCAACAAGCUUUCAAGUUCUGCCUUCAGUACACCCGUAAGGCAGAGUUCCGGAAGCUGUGCGACAAUCUACGCAUGCAUCUGGGUCAGAUCCAGCGCCACCACAACCAGAGUACGGCCAUCAACCUGAACAACCCUGAGAGCCAGUCUAUGCACCUGGAGACACGCCUGGUGCAGCUGGACAGUGCCAUCGCCAUGGAGCUCUGGCAGGAAGCUUUCAAGGCUGUGGAAGACAUCCAUGGUCUCUUUGCCCUUUCCAAGAAGCCCCCCAAGCCUCAACUUAUGGCCAACUACUACAACAAGGUGUCCACUGUGUUUUGGAAGUCUGGGAAUGCCCUGUUCCACGCCUGCACCCUCCACCGCCUCUACCACCUCUCCAGGGAGAUGCGCAAGAACCUCACCCAGGAGGAGAUGCAGAGGAUGUCCACAAGGGUCCUCCUUGCAACCCUGUCCAUUCCAAUCACCCCGGAGCGCACGGACAUCGCCCGCCUGUUGGACAUGGAUGGCAUCAUCGUGGAGAAACACCGAAGGCUGGCCACACUACUGGGCCUGCAGUCCCCACCGACCCGCCAGAGCCUCAUCAAUGACAUGGUGAGGUUCAAUUUGCUGCAGUACAUUGUACCUGAGGUGAAGGAGCUGUACAAUUGGCUGGAGAUGGACUUCCACCCACUGAAGCUGAGCGGAAGAGUAGCAAAGGUGUUGAACUGGGUGAGAGACCAGUCGGAGAAAGAGGCGGACCUCCAGCAGUACGUUCCCCACCUGCAGAGUAACACCAUCCUCCGGCUGCUGCAGCAGGUGGCGCAAAUUUAUCAGAGCAUUGAGUUCAGCCGUCUGGCCUCCCUGGUUCCAUUUGUGGAUGCCUUCCAGUUGGAGCGCUCCAUUGUGGAUGCUGCCCGACACUGCGAUCUGCAGGUUCGAAUUGACCACACCACUCGAAACCUGAGCUUUGGUUCAGACCUGAACUACUCAACCAAAGAGGACUCUCCUGUGGGGCCGUUCCUGCAGAACAUGCCCUCGGCGCAGAUCCGGAACCAGCUGACAGCCAUGUCGUCCUCCUUGGCCAAGGCGAUCCAGGUCAUAAAGCCUGCAUCCAUGCUGCAAGAGCGUGAGGAGCAAAGCCAUCUGGCCAUCACUGCCUACCUGAAGAAUGGCCGCAAGGAGCACCAGCGCAUCCUGGCCCGCCGGCAGACCAUCGAGGAGCGCAAGGAGCGCCUAGAGAACCUCAACAUCCAGCGGGAGAAGGAGGAGCUGGAACAACGCGAGGCGGAGCUGCAGAAGGUGCGCAAAGCCGAAGAGGAGCGCCUGCGCCAGGAGGCCAAGGAACGCGAGAAGGAGCGCAUCAUGCAGGAGCACGAGCAGAUCAAGAAGAAGACGGUGCGCGAGCGGCUGGAGCAGAUCAAGAAGACAGAGUUGGGAGCCAAGGCAUUCAAAUACUUCGAUAUAGAGAACCUUGAGGACCUGGACCCUGACUUCAUCAUGUCCAAGCAGGUAGAGCAGCUGGAGAAGGAGAAGCGAGAACUUCAAGACCGCCUGAAGAACCAGGAGAAAAAGAUUGACUACUUUGAGCGUGCCAAACGUCUGGAGGAGAUCCCAUUGAUCAAGAAGGCCUAUGAGGAGCAGCGUGUCAAAGACAUGGAGUUAUGGGAGCUCCAAGAGGAGGAGAGGAUCAGCAACAUGAAGGUGGAGCGUGAGAAGGCCUUGGAGCACAAACAGAGGAUGUCCAGAAUGAUGCAGGACAAAGAGAACUUUGUGGGCAAAAUAACCGAUGCUCGCAGCUUCAUCUACGAGGAAAAACUGAAACAGUUCCAGGAGCGCCUGGUGGAGGAGAGGACGAAGCGUCGAGAGGAGAGGAAGAUCCACCGCAAGGAGGACCGUCGCAACACCUUCUACCGCAAUAAGGAGGAGGAGGCCCAGCGCAUCCACGAGGAGCAGCUCAAGAAAGAGCGCGAGGAGCGUGAGCGCAUCGAGCAGGAGGCGCGUGAGGCAGAGGAGGCGGUGUACCAGGAGCGCCUUGCCAAACUGGAGGAGCAGGAGAGGAAGCAGCGCGCCCGACAGCAGGAGAUUGAGGAGCGCGAGCGCCGCAGGGAGGAGGAGAUGAGGGCCCCUGCUAGGUCCGAGGAGAAACCCAGAGGAGAAGCCAAGGACUGGGGCGCUGAGAAGGAGGAGGGAGGAGGAGGAUGGAGGAGGCGCACCGAGGUUGAAUCAGAGAGGCGUCGCCCCGUGCCUGAUAAUGUCACCGUACAGGCUAAGGACUGGAGAGCUGAGGGCCGCGAGGAUGUCGGCGAGGACAGAGACCGAGAGCCACCCUUCAGGAGAGGAGGAGACGGCCCUCGCCGUGGCGGAGAUGAUGACCGUGGACCCCCACGCAGGGGCUUCGGGGAUGACGACCGCCCCCUGCGCAGAGGCAUGGAUGAGGACCGUCCACCAAGGAGAACCUUUGGGGAUGAUGACCGUGGUCCCAGAAGGGGAGGGGACGAGGACCGCGGUCCCCGCAGAGGCUUCGAUGAUGGCCCCAGGCGUGGUUUUGAUGACGGCCCCCGCAGAGGCAUGGAUGAGUCCAGGGGCCCCAGGCGCGGGGCUGAUGAUGACACCUGGGGCCCCAGGAGAGGAGGAGAUGACGAGAGGGGAGGGCCCCGUGACGACAAGCCAUGGAAGCCUGCUGUCCGGCCCGUUGCUCUGGUGUCUGCUUCAGGUGGUGGCUGGCGUGAGAGGGAAAAGGCCCGCGAGGAGAGCUGGGGUCCACCCCGCGAAGGUGGUGGCCGCAAGGAGGACGAAGAGGGCGAGAAGGAGGAGAGAGAGGAAAAACAGGAGAGCGAACGCUUCCCAGAGCGCCGCCCACCCAGGUCAGACACACAGGAGGAGGGUAGUGGAGGUGGUGGUGCCUGGAGAAGGCCAGGUGCUGAUGAGGCGCCAAAGAAAAGCUGGAGAGACUCUGUUCGUCAGGAAGAGCCUGCCCGCGAGGACCGCCCUCCUAUCCGUCGAGAGCGACCUGAUCGCAGAGAUGACCGUGACCGCCCCCCACCCAGCAGAGAGCCUGAAGAAGGAGGCAGCUCCUGGCGCCGUGCAGGUGACGACAAGCGUGAGGAGCGUAAAGAGGAACGUCCGACUCCUCCCAGACCCAGAGAGGGCGAGCGUGAAGAGGACGGAGAGAAGAGUUCCUGGCGCUCCGAGAAAGACAAAGAGAACGCUGGUCGCCCUAAGAAGACCACCGACGAGACCGACGAUGACGGCUGGACCACUGUGGCCCGCCGCUGAGUCCACCCUUUCUCAAAGCAUCUGCUUCAAAAUGGCCCCGCAAUGGCUAAUGUACCCCUUAUUGUCGCCUGCCUCCUAGUGGUUUAACCUUUUCAUAAGCUGAUGAAAACUUUGGCAUAGCAAAGCUGUUUUAUUGUUAAAUCAAAUGUGUCAUCUCAUCAACAACUAUCUCUAUUGCCAUUGAAUAUGUAUUUUGUUAAAGUUGCUUCUUAACCUAAAAAGUAGUUGAUUCCCAUUUUGAUGUGCAUUUUUAAGAGUAUCUACACUGAGCGAAAACAUAAACGCAACAUGUAAAGUGUUGGUCCCAUGUUUCAUGAGCUGAAAUAAAAAAUCCCACACAUUUUCCAUAUACACAAAAGGUUUAUUUCUCUCAAAUACAUCCCUCUUAGUGAGCAUUUAUCCUUUGCAAAAAUAAUCUAUCCACCUGACAGGUGUAGCAUAUCAAGAAGCUGAUUAAACAGGAUGAUCAUUACAUAGGUGCACCUUGUCCUCGGGACAAAAGGCCACUUUUAAAAUGUGCACACAACACAAUGCCACCGAUAUCUCAAGUUUUGAAGGAGCGUGCAAUUGGCGUGCUGACUGCAGGAAUGUCCAACAGAGCUGUUGCCAGAGAAUUUAAUGUUAAUUUCUCUACCGUAAGCUGCAUCCAACGUCGUUUUAGAGAAUUUGGCAGUACGUCCAACCAGCCCCACAACCACAGACUGCGUGCAACCAUGCCCAGCCUAGGACCUCCACUUCCGGCUUCUUCACCUGCAGGAUCGUCUGAGGAGGAGGAACUAACUCUGAUCGGCUGGGCCUGGCUCCCCUGUGGGCGGGCCUAUGCCUUCCCAGGCCCACCCAUGUCUGCUCCCCUGCCCAUGCAUGUGAAAUCCAUAGAUUCGGGCCUAAUGAAUUUAUUUAAAUUGACUGAUUUCCUUAUAUGAACUGUAACUCAGUUAAAAUCUUUGAAAUUGUUGAUGUUGCGUUUAUAUUUUUGUUCAGUUUUUGUUUGUCUAUUCUGGAUCCUUAGAUAAACCAUUUGUCUGUGAUUAAUGGGGGCUGAACUAGAGCGGUGUUUGUGAGACGAGGGCUGGGGCCAGGUCUAUUAUACAAAAACCUCUGUAGAGUCAGAAUGGUUCAAGCUACAAACUAUUAAAAGCAAUCUUUGAAAAGCUGAGACUUUCACAAACUUGCACGUGACAUGUUUUGAUCUAUGAUGCUCACAAGCUACACAAGAGUCAUUAGAAUGUAAGGCUCUUCUACAUAGAUCAUAGGAAAUCCCAGGACAUAGUGUCUAUAAUACUGUAAUAAGCUCACAUAGUUAUUUUUAUUUUUUUUAACCUUUAUUUAACAAGGCAAGUCAGUUAAGAACAAAUUGUUUACAAUGAUGGCCUACCAAAAGGCCUCAUGUGGGGAUGGGGGCUUGGAUUAAAAAUAUAUAUAUAGGACAAAACACACAUGACAAGAGAGACAACACAACACUAAUUAAAGAGCGACCUAUGACAACAACAUGGCAGCAGCACAACAUGGUAGCAGCACAAAACAUGGUACCCACAUUAUUGGGCACAAACAACAGCACAGAGGGCAAGAAGGUCCUCAACAAUACAUCACACGAAGCAGCCACAACUGUCAGUAAGAGUGUCCAUGAUUGAGUCUUUGUAUGAAGAGAUGGAGAUAAAACUGUCCAGUUUAGUUGCUGUCACAAACUCCACACAGUUGUCACUGACUAGUUAGAUAUUCAUUUCCCAGUGAGCAAAUCAUUUCUGUACUUAACAGCAUUCAUAUGACUUCAUUUUUAUCAGGCUUUUGCUUUGGCAGACCUUGUUUUUUAAUUGGCAUUUGUCAAUAAAAGUCAUGAAUGCAACUA
Molecule: messenger RNA, 5745 nt
Organism: Oncorhynchus kisutch (coho salmon)
Lineage: Eukaryota; Metazoa; Chordata; Actinopteri; Salmoniformes; Salmonidae
Product: eukaryotic translation initiation factor 3 subunit A-like
Exons: 23
Coding region: 114-3899 (1261 amino acids)
Biological process (GO): translation reinitiation; formation of cytoplasmic translation initiation complex
Cellular component (GO): eukaryotic translation initiation factor 3 complex, eIF3e; eukaryotic translation initiation factor 3 complex, eIF3m; multi-eIF complex
Molecular function (GO): mRNA binding; translation initiation factor activity
Source: RefSeq, a predicted model, not a curated record